This is a messenger RNA of Photinus pyralis (common eastern firefly), 1020 nucleotides long. RefSeq lists its product as uncharacterized. Gene Ontology annotation, biological process: DNA recombination; DNA integration. The record is from RefSeq and is a predicted model, not a curated record. The coding region runs from base 77 to 886 and encodes 269 amino acids. Lineage: Eukaryota; Metazoa; Arthropoda; Insecta; Coleoptera; Lampyridae. The transcript has 2 exons. Gene Ontology annotation, molecular function: DNA binding.
AUCAAGUAUGAGUGGUUCGAAUUUGUUAAUGUGAUUGAAUGAAACUAUAGUUACUAUUGAAACCAUCCAAACGUCAAUGCGUCAAACGUUUACUCAAUUCAUCAUGGCUGAAGUUCCAGAAAGUAUUCAAAAUAAGGCCAAUCUUGCAGCGGACCAAUUAAUUCCACAUAAGUCUAAAAGUUUAUAUAAUCUGGAAUAUUCAAAGUUUGUUAAAUGGUUAGCCAACAACGGUACAGGAAUUAUUAAUGAAGUAGUACUCUUAACGUACUUUCAGGAAUUGUCUGAAGUGUUUCAACCAACGUCUUUAUGGACUAAAUUUUCUAUGAUUAAAAAAACGCUGCUUUUGAACAAAAAUGUUAAUAUUGGAAAUUAUGCAAAAUUGACGCAAUUUUUAAAAAACGUCUCCAAAGGUCACGUGCCCAAGAAAUCAAGCGUGUUAACGCGCGAGGAUAUUUUAAAGUUUUUGCGGCAAGCACCUAACCACGAAUAUUUGUUAGUGAAAGUGGCACUAAUAUUUGGGAUCUACGGCGGAUGCAGAAGGCAAGAACUAUGCGACAUGCUUAUUAGUGAUGUAGAAGAUAGAGGUGAAGUUAUUGUGGUUACAAUUCCUCAAACAAAAACUGAUAAGCAGCGAAUAUUUUCCAUUAUUAAUGAGACGGAAAUGGAAGCCAUCCAAACCGUAAAAAAGUAUUUAGCACUGCGUCCGCAGCACUGCAACUUGAAGCGGUUGUUUUUAGGCUACAGGAAAGGGCAUUGCAUUGCUCAACCUGUUGGGAAGAACACGUUUGGGAAAAUCCCCUCUACAAUUGCAAGUUACUAUGUUAUACAGGUCAUUGCAUGCGUAGAAAUUCUGCUACGUUACUCGCGGAUGCCGGUGCUAGCAUGAGUACACUAAAGAGACAUGGGGGAUGGAAGAGUACAACUGUAGUAGAAGGGUAUAUUGAAGACAGUUUAACAAGCAAGAACAAGGUAGCUAAGCUAAUUGCGGGAGAAUCGCUAAAUAUUAUUACAGCGUCAAAU